Desarmillaria tabescens is the source of this 822-nucleotide messenger RNA. RefSeq lists its product as uncharacterized. Bases 1 to 822 code for a protein of 273 amino acids. The transcript is spliced from 7 exons. The record is from RefSeq and is a predicted model, not a curated record. NCBI's taxonomy places the organism in Eukaryota, Fungi, Basidiomycota, Agaricomycetes, Agaricales, Physalacriaceae.
AUGAUGGUCGUUCUACGUUUCAACCGAAAUCAGCCUACUGUUUUCGGGUUCUAUUCACUCAAUGCGACGAUCUGGAACUUUCGGCAUAGCCUGGUUGAUGUUUCUGUUGGCAUGAUAUGUGUAUAUCUCCCCAAUUUUCUCAGAGAUGCUCCUUAUCCCUUUUGUUUCGCUUCUCGCAGGAUACCCCAGGUCAACGCCCCUGACGAAGCUCGCAUCACGAUCAUCGACCAGCAACACGAAGAAAGAGCCCUGGCAGUCGAUGUUGCUCCAGUUUUGAGGCUUCCCGCUUCCCUCUGGACCCAGUCAGUCAUAUCAGCGGCUUUAGAGACACGCGUAUUCACAGUCCCAUGGGAAUAUCAGCAUCACCUUAGUGGACCGCGCGUGGAUGGUACAUGGAGUUGGUACGUGAUGCGAAAGUUCAACGACGCGAUUAGCCCCGGCUUUCCUCCAGCGGCGGGAUGGGCAUGGAAAGCACUGACUUUCAAUCCAGGAGUGAACACCAGUGCGGGAGAUUAUCGAGCGAGUUGCGAUGAUGAAGCGUGGUUACGGAUCAACUCUGGGCCUGCGUGCUAUACACCAGUCAAAAAGGACGGAGAUAUCACCGUCCACUACUCUUCAUCGACAGAUUCACUGCAGUCUACGCGAAAAGGUACAAAGAAAGAGCGUGGUGUAAUUUUACGCACUCGCGAUAACAAGGACUGGCUGGAAUUCGCCAAUACGUAUAGCUUGAGUUCGGGUAACGCCGCUUCAAGUCAGCUGAGAAAUGAGGUUAAGCGACUCGGACCUAGUCUCGAUAUCUCCGCGACGGAUUUUGUUGUUUAG